Lactuca saligna is the source of this 1499-nucleotide messenger RNA. The record is from the annotation of a GenBank genome assembly. Lineage: Eukaryota; Viridiplantae; Streptophyta; Magnoliopsida; Asterales; Asteraceae.
UUUUCAGCAAACGUAAAUAUCAUUUAUAUGGUUAUUUUGUUUUUACCAUUCUGCUCCAUAACAAUUCUGCUCCAUAGAAACCACACAAACGUAUUCUUCUUCAUUCUUUGUUAUUCUGCAACGCUUCAAGAAUUAAAUAUCAGAAAAUGGAAAUAGGAAAUAAGGUUUACCUAAAUAACAUUGACCAGAUAGAUGAAAAAUCGCAUAUCAAGGUUCGGGUGCUUAAAAUUUGGAACUUUGUCAGAAAUAAUAAAGUUUGUUCCAUUGAAAUGAUCAUCAUGGAUGAGGAGGGUACACAAUACCAAGCUCGUGUCUUCAAUCAGAAUUUCUCCAGAUUUCGUCAUCUUUUAAAGGAAGAUGAAAGUUAUAUAGUUAUAAAACCCAAUAUGGCUGCUGUUACUAAUGGUUUUAGUUAUACAGAUGUUAUUGGACAUAUCGUGUCAUUUAGGCCUCUUGAAACUUCAAAUCCAGUACCAUCCAAGCAUUAUAUAAAAGUCACUCUUAGCAACCUAGAUUCUGUACAUCUGAAGGUUACUAUUUUUGGAAGUCAAGCAUAUCAAAUUUCAGAAUACCUAAAAAAUAACCCGACUGUUAAUUUUGUUGUUAUCGUGAUGCAGUUUUUGAAGCUAAACAUUUGGAAUGGUCUUGGUGAAGCUAAAAGUCAUUUUGAAGUAACGAAAUUGUUCAUAAAUUCUGACAUUUAUGAAAUAAAUGAGUUUAAAAAUAAGUUGAAAUGUCAUGACAAUUUCGGUAUAACUGAAAAAAGCAUAACUACACUUCAAAGCUACUCUUCUUCAUAUACAGAUGACUUUAAGGGCAAUUUUCCAUUAAAAACAAUCUGUGAGAUCACCGAACCAAUUAAGGAAAUGAAGUUUUUAUUAGUUGCUUCCAUUGUUAAUAUAAGGCAGAAUCUACCAUGGUAUAUAAUUCCAAUUAACGUACAAGAUUGUACUGGAACCAUUGGAUUGACUCUUUUUGAUAGGGAAGCAAGGAGGUUGUUAAAUAUAAGUGCCUACGAGUUGAAAAAGAUACAUGAUGCGGCCGGAGACAGUGAUGCCCUAUUUCCAAUGCAACUUAACGUGUUGAAAAACCGCAAGUUUGGUUUUGUUGUAGAUAUUACAGAAUACAAUGUCAACAACUAUAAUAACAUCUACACAGUUCUCAGAGUUACAGAAGAUAUGUCCAUUGUUUGUGAAUUGGAAAGUAAAAUAGAACUUAUGAGUAUUCAAUCUGUCUCCUUAAAUCAAGUUGCUUUGGAAUCCGAUGAUGUUGUACAGCCUGUUCAAAAGGAUGUGAUCUCACAAACAGACGAAAGUUUUACACCCUCAACAGUUGAUAAGUCAACCGCAACAAGUCCUUGCAAAAUAUCAGGUGAUUUGAAGCGCAACCUCCAAGAAAUUUAUGAUGUUGAUUCUGGAUAUGAUUUAAGUUCAACUAAGGCUAAAAGAAAGUCAACCGCAGAGGAAACUCCACUCUUGAUUCCAAAAAUUGAAAAGUGA